AUGUCGGCUCUGCAAACAUUCAUGUUGGUGGUGGAGCACGACAAGGAAGAAGCUAAACGCAUCGCUGAGGGUGUCGCUCAAGAUGUCGAAAGCAAGAAAACUACCCUCAUCGGAAUUGUUCAGCAGCUUGGCGAAUAUAUCAAUGAUGAAGAUCCUAUACUGCGUGGAAAGGCUGUCUCCUUCCUCACUUCGGUUAUUAAGGCGCUGCCGCCGAAGUUCCUGUCCCGACAACAGAUCCAGGUUCUGACGUCUUUCUUCUGUGAUCGGAUUGAAGAUGGAGGUGCAGUUGCUGGUUUGGAUACGCUGCAGAAGCUGGAUCGGUUCACGAGGGAAUUGGCUGCCGAGAUUGCCCAAGCUCUAUUCUCUCAUUUUCAAGACCUACAAUCUCGAUCCCAAUCGCAGCGAUUCCAAGUUUACCAAUUGCUUAACGAGUUGAUGUCGUCACACCGUGCAGCAUUGCUCGAUAUGGGUGAGGUUUCGCUUGUUGGUAUUGUGGAUCUCAUGACAGGCGAAAAGGACCCACGCAAUUUGAUGAUGGUGUUCUCUAUCUUGAAGGUCGUCAUGAUAGAGUGGGAUAUCACAAACCACGUUGAGGUAUGUUCAAUACCACCACACCUCUUCUAUUCUCCACUGAUCUUUGUAGUUGCUCUUUGA
Penicillium brasilianum is the source of this 654-nucleotide messenger RNA. The record is from the annotation of a GenBank genome assembly. NCBI's taxonomy places the organism in Eukaryota, Fungi, Ascomycota, Eurotiomycetes, Eurotiales, Aspergillaceae.